This is a messenger RNA of Tripterygium wilfordii, 1092 nucleotides long. Its product is annotated as probable long-chain-alcohol O-fatty-acyltransferase 5. Gene Ontology annotation, biological process: lipid metabolic process. The record is from RefSeq and is a predicted model, not a curated record. The coding region runs from base 1 to 1092 and encodes 363 amino acids. The transcript has a single exon. Lineage: Eukaryota; Viridiplantae; Streptophyta; Magnoliopsida; Celastrales; Celastraceae.
AUGAUGGAUUUUCAUCAAGAGAUCAUUAACUUCAUCAAGGUUUGGGUACAAGCCACGGCAUCUCUAUCUUACACUUACUACUUCUCCUCAAGACUUCCUAAAGGACUCGUUAGGUUACUCUCUUUACUUCCUGUCUUUUAUCUCCUAUUAAUCCCUCCCUUGAGCAUCUCUUCUUUCCUUCUUUCAGCAAUCACUGGCUUCUUCCUUUCUUGGCUAACAACAUUCAAGGUCAUCUCCUUUGCUUUUGAUCAAGGCCCUUUGUAUCCACACCCACAAAACCUCCUACAUUUCAUCUCCAUAGCUUGUCUUCCCAUCACAAUCAAGCAAAACCCAUCUCCAAAAUUGAAAUCGAUAGCAAACCCAACUCCAAUUUCACAUCUUUUGAAAAGGGUUUUCAUGUCAUUCCCAUUUAAAGUCUUGUGCCAUUGGGUUAUUACUUAUCUCUAUCAAUACAAAAAAUACAUGCAUCCAAACAUGAUCUUAGUGAUCUAUUGUUGUCAUAUGUACGUUAUGUUGGAUAUCACACUCUCUCUAUGUGCAACCCUAGCUGAAUUCCUUUGUGGGUUUGAGGUUGAACCACAAUUCAAAGAGCCUUACCUUGCUACUUCACUACAAGACUUUUGGGGUCGUAGGUGGAACCUAAUUGUGUCAAGUGUUCUACGUUCGACUGUCUACACCCCAACAAGGCACAUUGCUUCACAUCUAAUUGGGUCUAGAUGGGCUUAUUUUCCAGCCAUAAUUGCAACAUUUGUGGUAUCAGGACUUAUGCAUGAUAUAGUGUACUAUGUGUAUAUCAUGCAUGUGCAUCCCAAGUGGGAUAUGUCAAUGCACUUCGUCCUACAUGGGAUUUGUGAAGCUUUGGAGCUGGAGAUGAAGUGUAAGAGAUCAAGGAGUGACAAGUGGCGGCCGCAUCCUGUUGUCGAUAGGGUAAUGGUGAUGGGGUUUGUGAUGGGGACUAGUGUUUCCAUACUCUUUGCACCACUAUUAAGGGACAAUGUGGAUCAAAUUGCAGCAAAAGAGUACUCAAUUUUGUUUAGUUUCGUUAGGGAGAAGAUAGCCAUGCUUGGAACAAGGUUGAUGCGAGGCAGUUGA